Molecule: messenger RNA, 753 nt
Organism: Nilaparvata lugens (brown planthopper)
Lineage: Eukaryota; Metazoa; Arthropoda; Insecta; Hemiptera; Delphacidae
Exons: 1
Coding region: 1-753 (250 amino acids)
Source: RefSeq, a predicted model, not a curated record
AUGAAUGAUGUGGUUGACUCUCUGCAGUGUAAUGCACCUCUCUAUGCCAACGAUCUAGAGUUUUAUAAGAGUAUCCAGUCCCCUUUAGAUGCGUAUUUGUUACAAGAGGACAUAGGAAGAGUCAACAGUUGGUCCAAAACCAACUCAAUGCCCAUUAACAUUGUCAAAACAGUCUUCAUGACAUUGACAAGGAAGACUAAUCCAUUGUUCCAUGCUUACAUGAUAGAUGGAAUACAACUGAAGCGAGAAAACACAGUGGUUGACCUUGGAGUUACAUGUGACUCAAAACUUCUUUUCAACGAGCAUGUUGACAAAACGGUUAGGAAGGCUCGGAGACAACUUGGCAUGAUAAACUGGAUCACCAAAGAAUUCAAGGCCCAACGUUCGUUUUGUUUGCUCUACUGCACAUUAGUGAGGAGUGUUCUGGAGUAUGCCUCAGUGAUCUGGCAGAGGGAAAGAAUCACUUCAACACAAAGAAUCAAGGCUGUCCAGAGAAAGUUUGUUAGAAUGUUGUGUGGAAGGUGUUUCCCUAUGUUUCAAGGACUGCAGUUCCAGUACCGCGAGGCCUGCAAUUCGGCAAACUUGAAGUCCUUGCAGUGGAGAAGGAGGAAAAUUGAUACAAAGUUUUUUCACAAAUCUCUGCAUGAAGCUCAGGGCACUCUAUGGAGAGUGUUGGGACUGUUGUGCCAUCUCAUGCGUUCGGGAGGCACCGACCCUUCAAGCAAUGCACCAAAAGUGAUUUCUCUCCAGUAG